Megalobrama amblycephala (Wuchang bream) is the source of this 747-nucleotide messenger RNA. It is a transcript of the gene s100a10a, whose product is annotated as S100 calcium binding protein A10a. Lineage: Eukaryota; Metazoa; Chordata; Actinopteri; Cypriniformes; Xenocyprididae. The transcript has 4 exons. Bases 249 to 557 code for a protein of 102 amino acids. Gene Ontology annotation, cellular component: cytoplasm. The record is from RefSeq and is a predicted model, not a curated record. Gene Ontology annotation, molecular function: calcium ion binding.
AGGAUGUCGCUACAUCAGCACGCAUCUGGAGAUGCUUUCAAACGCGCUCGUUCUCCUGCCCGCAUCCCGUUUCCGUGGCAACGAGCACGUCCGCUCCAUCAGCACAGCAGCAGGAUUACCAGCCUACCACAAGCUUCUCCUGCCCAUGGGCUCGGCUACAGACUAUAAAGUCUUGAGAGAGAUAACUAGCGCUUCUCAAAUUCUUCACUCAGACGCCCAAACGUGCUGAACCCGAGCAGUGAGCAGCCAUGCCUUCCGAACUAGAGACUGCCAUGGAGUCCCUCAUCAUGGUUUUCCACCGGUACGCUGGAAAAGAGGGCAGGAGCGGCACCCUGACCCGCCGUGAACUCCGAACCCUGAUGGAGAAUGAGCUCUCUGGGUUUCUCAAGUCUCAGAAGGAUCCCACCACCAUAGACAGAAUUAUGAAGGACUUGGAUGCCAAUGGGGAUGGAGAAGUGAACUUUGAGGAGUUUGUGUCUUUGGUCGUGGGUUUGUCCAUCGCCUGUGAGGCUUGCUACAGGGCGCAGUUAAAGAACACACAAACCUGGAACCUAUGAGUUUGUGUUGAUGCGUGUACAUCAGUGCCGAAUGAAAACCAUAAAAACUACUUUUGCUGCAAGGUUAAAGUACAGUGGGUGUGUGUGACAGGACUUUGGCCUACAAACAGUAUUCUUUGAGCUUUAAACAUGUCUGUGCUAAAAGCAAAAUGUUUUUAUUUAAAAUAAAGCUUUAAAAUAUUCAAAAGUC